Molecule: messenger RNA, 210 nt
Organism: Closterium sp. NIES-65
Lineage: Eukaryota; Viridiplantae; Streptophyta; Zygnematophyceae; Desmidiales; Closteriaceae
Source: the annotation of a GenBank genome assembly
UGGUGCAUCAGGCGAUGGCUGCUCCUUCCAUUCCUUCCGAACCAACACUUACAAGCUGAACUACCUUGAGACCCCCUCAGGCAUUAAGAUAAUACUAGUAACUGAUCCGAAGAUGAGCGACCUCCGGGAUGCUUUGAAGCACAUAUACACCAACAUAUACGUUGAAUACGUCAUUAAGAACCCUCUUUAUGUGCCAGGCGAACCUUUCAG